AUGUCUUCCACACAAGGCACUUGGGACACUGGUGAACAAAUCCGAGAACACAAAUUGGCCUGCUCUGCCAUUAAUCUGCACGGCACCGAAGAUGCAGUCUUUGAUGACACCCAAUUCAACCUGCUCAAGCAAUUCACCGACAACAUCUCGAGCGAGAACCGCGAUGCCAUACUGCAAGAAAAUGGAUGGACGGAUGAGCCUGACUCGAGACCUGGCAUGAAAGCGGCUGCAAAUGGCGGGAGCCUGUCUGGGCUCCUGAUUGCCCGGUAUGGCACUGAAGAUCCUGCAUUGGAUGAUAGGGAUUGGGGAUUGUUGAAGGAUUGGCUCGAGAGGGGAAAACCGACGGGACAACAUGUUCAACGAUAG
This is a messenger RNA of Exophiala viscosa, 366 nucleotides long. RefSeq lists its product as uncharacterized. Lineage: Eukaryota; Fungi; Ascomycota; Eurotiomycetes; Chaetothyriales; Herpotrichiellaceae. The coding region runs from base 1 to 366 and encodes 121 amino acids. The transcript is spliced from 2 exons. The record is from RefSeq and is a predicted model, not a curated record.